AAUGGGCUUCCGUAGUUGUCCCCUCUUCAAUUUCUUCCGGAAGAAACAGCAUUGCACGAAGGGCGGAAAAUAACAACACGAUACUGCAUACUGUCACAACUCAGAAACAACCAAACAGUUUUCAGUUUUUUGUGGUUUUGCUUGGCCACAGAGCUACUUCGCCUCUCCAUGCUGCUGUGCCGGGUUUCGGCAGUAAGCCAGACGCUAGCGAGAUGGGGAAGGAGGUCACACCGGGGAGGCGGCCUCCUCCACCGUGCUCUCUCCUUCAGCUCCAGCCGCGGUGUGAGUUCAGGAGAAGGCAGCGCUCAGCCAGCAGAGGCAGUCCCUGCUCAGGGAUUGUAUCGGGACACAGUGCUCCUUCCCCGGACUGAGUUCCCAAUGAAACUAACUGGACAGAAGCUGCUGGACCGAGAACUCCAGAUACAGCAGGAGUGUGGAUUUGCAGAUUUGUACUCCUGGCAAAGAGAGAGGAAGGCCAAGAAGGAGUUCUGCCUACAUGAUGGACCCCCAUAUGCCAAUGGAGACCCUCAUGUAGGACAUGCACUAAAUAAGAUCCUGAAAGAUAUCCGUAACCGUUUUGAGAUGCUGAGGGGGCGGCAGGUCCACUACAUCCCAGGAUGGGACUGCCAUGGUCUGCCCAUCGAGCUGAAGGCUCUGGGGGAGAUGGGGACGAGCGACCUCGGUCCCCUGCAGAUCAGACAGAAAGCGCGGGAGUUUGCAGAGGGGGCCAUAGCUCGUCAGAAGGCUGCUUUCCAGCGCUGGGGGUUGAUGGCUGACUGGGACAAGUGCUACUACACGUAUGAUGGAGCCUAUGAGGCUGCUCAGCUGAGAGUCUUUCAAGAGAUGCACAGCAAGGGGUUCAUCUACCAGGACUACAAGCCAGUCUUCUGGUCUCCUUCAUCAAGAACGGCCUUAGCAGAGGCAGAGUUGGAGUACAACCCUGAGCAUGUGAGCAGAGCCAUCUAUGCCACAUUCCCCCUGAGCACACUGCCACCGGGGAUAGCCUCAGAAGCAGGUUUGGAAGGUGUCUCUGUGUUGGUGUGGACCACCCAGCCCUGGACCAUUCCUGCCAACCAGGCCAUCUGCUACAUGCCCAAAGCCCAGUACUCUGUGCUGAAGAGGGCAGACAACUCUCAGCUGCUGUUGGUGGCCACUGAGCGCACAGCCAGCGUGGCAGCGCUGCUGGGCACACAGCUGGAUAGUGUAGCCACCUUUACAGGCUCCCAACUUGAGGGUGGGAUCUGCAAACAUCCCACAAUUCCUGACAAGGAAGUGCUGCUAUUGCCAGCCAAUCAUGUGACUAUGGCAAAAGGAACAGGAUUGGUCCACACAGCGCCAGCUCAUGGCAUGGAGGAUUACAGCGUGGCUUCACAGUUUAAACUGUCUGUGGAGUGUAUGGUGGAUGAGGACGGCAAGUUCACUGAACUGGCCGGCCCUGAGCUGCAGAAUCUGUCUGUUAUGAGAGAAGGCACUGACAAAGUGAUCUCCAUGCUGAAGGAGUGUGGGGCUCUAGUGAAGGAGGAGCAGUGUGUCCACAGCUACCCGUAUGACUGGAGGACGAAGCAGCCUGUCGUCAUCAGGCCCAGCAAACAGUGGUUUAUCAACACGGCGUCUCUUAAAGACAAGGCCAAGGAGGCACUGCAGAAGGUGCGUGUUUUGCCCGAGUCAGCGAAGGGCAGCCUGUUGACCAUGCUGGACAGACGGACGUACUGGUGCAUCUCCAGACAGCGAAGCUGGGGCGUCCCAAUCCCAGUCUUCUACCACAGAGAGACUGGAGAGGCUCUCAUCAACAAACACACGGUGUCCCAUAUAGCAACGCUCUUCAAAGAAAAGGGCAGUGACUGUUGGUGGGAGCUUCCUGUUGAGACUUUGCUGCCAGAAGCUGUGCUCAAGAAGAGUAAAGCAGGUCCAGUGACUGACUACGUUCGGGGAGAAGAUGUCCUCGACAUCUGGUUUGAUAGCGGAGCUUCAUGGGCUGCCGUACUGGAAGAGGAGAAGGACAGAGACACUGAGGAGCCUGAGUCACGUCUCAGCUGGCUCCCUGCUCCGCUUCGCAAACCUCGGGUCACAGAGUCAGACUCCAGGGCAGAUGCUUAUGUGGAAGGGAAGGACCAGAUUGGAGGCUGGUUUCAGUCCUCGCUGCUCACCAGCGUAGCCGUCAGGAACAAAGCACCUUACAAGUCUCUGGUGGUCCAUGGCUUUGCGGUCAGUGAGAAAGGAGAGAAGAUGUCCAAGUCACUGGGAAAUGUUGUGGAUCCUGACGCAGUCAUUAAUGGAGGGAAGGACGCCACUAUGCCAGCCUACGGGGCAGAUGUGCUACGUUGGUGGGUGGCUGAGUCAAACGUCUUCUCUGAGGUUCAGAUCGGACCUACUGUACUCAACUCAGCCAGAGACAGCAUCAGCAAGUUAAGGAACACUCUGAAGUUCCUGCUCGGCAACCUGCACGGUUUCGACCCACGUGUGCAGGCUGUGGACCCCAAAGAGAUGCAUUACAUUGAUCAGUACAUGUUGCACCUGCUCCGCGAGUACAGCAUCAAGGUGACGGACGCCUACAGUGAGUUUGAUGCCGGCAGGGCCAUCCGUGUCCUCCAAGCCUUCAUCACCAGAGACCUCUCCAGCUUUUAUUUCAGCAUCAUCAAAGACAGAUUGUACUGUGAUCCGGAGGACUCUUUGGGCAGAAGAUCAUGUCAGACCGUUUUAGAGGAAAUUCUGGAUGGAGUGACCAGAUCAAUAGCUCCCAUCCUGCCACAUCUAGCCGAAGAGGUCUAUCUACAUGCACCAGGGCAUGACGGAGAAGAAACAUUGUUUAAAAGUGGCUGGAUCAAAAGCAGCUCUGUGUGGCGGCGUCCAGGAUUGGAGGAAGCAGUUGAAGGAGCCUGUGCCAUCAGGGACUCCUUCCUGUCGUCCAUUCCAGGCAAAAAUGCAGCUCAGUACGACCUCACUAUUGCCAUUGAACCCGGCUUGCUGUUUGAACUCAUGGAGUCUCUACAAGAUGAAGCCACCUCCACCUCCUCCCAGCUGGCUGAGCUGAUGAUGGUAGCGCGGGUCAGCCUGACCAGUGAGCUACCCCGUGACCUGCCCCCAGACGCCCUGCUGAGCCACGGCACCUUCCUCAUCAACCUGGAGGGUGGCGUUAUCCGUGAGGACAGUGCCUACAGUAUAGCAGCGGUUCCCACCUCUGCUGCCCGGUGCCCACGCUGCCGCCGCUACACUGCUGAUUCUGCAGACUGCCUGUGCCCACGCUGCCAGACCGUCGUUUCACAGGCUAACUGACAGGCCACACGUGCUGUCACCAUGACGACCAGCAAACAUCAUCUCGGCUGUUUUGUUUCUCUGCUCUGGGUGAAGUUCCUCGAGGGCUGAAUAGAGACCAGGAUUUACAAUCCAUGUCUCCAUCACCUGAGAAAUGUAAAACUGACUCCAAAUCAGCUGCUGCUUUACUAAGGUUUUCUUUCAUUUAUUCGACUGUCAGUUAAAAGAACCUGCAGCUUGGCACAUGGUUGGCUUUGGGAAAGAAAGGCCUAAUAGCAGAUAACAACGCAUACUUCACUAAAUGUGCUUCAGGCUUCACUGUUUUAUGCACUCCCACACUUUCCUAGAACAGCAGGUGUGAACUCUAAAACCAAAAUGUCUAAGUCAGCCUUGGGUCCCUUUGCUGUGGCAUGAAUGCAGUGCUUAUACAUUUGAUCUUGUACCACCAAACAAUGUGAUAAAGCAUGAGCAAGAUUGUGUACUGUAUGUAUAGUUGGGAAUUGAAGAUAUUGACUUGUUUUGUCAGUCUAGAAGGAAUGCCAUUCAGGAGGCUUAUCAGUUGUUUUUUUUAAAUGUGUAACUACAUGGAAAAAAAAUUGAUUACAAUGAGUGUCACUAUGUGACAACGGUAGAGAAUUUAUAUUGGCUGUGGGUAAGUUCUUGUGAAUGUUUACCUUUGUAUAAUAAAUCCUGUUCCCUGUAAACUUUCCCAUAAAGUUGAAGGUGUAUGAAAAAAUGUAAUAAAUUAUAAAUAAAUGGAGUUUUAGCUCUGAACAUGU
Messenger RNA from Sander lucioperca (pikeperch), 4031 nucleotides. RefSeq names its product isoleucyl-tRNA synthetase 2, mitochondrial (gene iars2). Gene Ontology annotation, biological process: isoleucyl-tRNA aminoacylation. The coding region runs from base 169 to 3273 and encodes 1034 amino acids. The transcript has 24 exons. Gene Ontology annotation, cellular component: cytosol. The record is from RefSeq and is a predicted model, not a curated record. NCBI's taxonomy places the organism in Eukaryota, Metazoa, Chordata, Actinopteri, Perciformes, Percidae. Gene Ontology annotation, molecular function: tRNA binding; ATP binding; aminoacyl-tRNA deacylase activity.